AUGGCAGGAACAUCCUCAAAAUUUCCAAUUGAGAUCAUAAGCGAUGAUGAGAUGGCCUUCAUUGAUGUUGCUUUAGCUAAUGCAGCCUGUUCGCACGUCACGCCUGUUGCUGCUCCUGCUAUACAUUCACUAGCAUCAACACCCCGGAUUUGCAGAAUCGGCACAUUCAUUGAGUCAGUUCCAGCGCGAGCCAAGAGAGGGCUAUUCACGUCUUCUGAUCCUGACAUAGAAGAUAUUGGCAGUUUUGUACGUACUAGUAGGAAGAAGAAGUCCAGAGAAGAAGACACGUUGCUGCACCGGUUUAGGAGCAAGAGGGGCCUGUUUGUCACUGAUAUCACCAAGACAGAAUGGUGUGAAAAGCAAAUGGAAUUUUCUCUCUUUUAUGAAGAAUGGAAGAACCAUGCAGCUAAGCCAGAUUUUGCCUUUGUUUAUGGAGGGAGAAGUAGGAAGAGUAAAGCAAUGAAAGCAGGUAUGGAUCGGCAUGCUCAGCUUGAACGAGAGGUUUUGGAACCCGUGGGAGUGAAUGUGAAGUCACGUGAAGAUUUUAUGGCACUGAAGCUUAUUAAUUUCAUCAAUGGUGUGAAUCAACUAAUGUUUGAAGGACUGACUCGCGAGCUUCCUAUAAUAAGCUUUGAUUUUGCACAAGGUAUAUGGAUGGUGGGUAAGAUCGAUGAAAUGCAGAUGCCUAAGGCAAAAAAUGAUCAUAAACCGGUGAUAGUCGAAACAAAGACACGUUACCGAGAUACAGUGCCUGCAGAAUCACAAAAAAUAAAUGGAAGGAUUCAAUUAAUGUGUUACAAGUAUUUGUGGGACAAUUUAGUUGCUCAUGCCGAUCGCAACUUCCCUUUUAAACAGUUGUUUGAUUAUUUCGAGUUAAAUCCACGACAUACGUUAUGUAAAGAUCUACGAACAGCGUGUGUUGAUUCUGGAUUCUCGGCAUCAACACUUGGUGAUGUGGUGAUGUGUUACAAAAAUAUGUGUAAGAAGCUGCCUUAUGCUAAUGAUAAGCUUGUGUUGAGAUAUGAAUCUCAGAGGGAUCAAUCACUGUUGGAAGAAGAAAAGUUUGCAUAUGAUGAUGGUUGGAUAAAGAAUGAAAUUGGAAUUUGUCUUGAGUUUUGGUUUGGACAGAGAGAAGCUACUUAUGUUAAUGAGGAAGAGCAAUGGAAAUGUGGAUUCUGUGAUUUUGUUUCUCAGUGUCCUGCUAACACCGGUGAUUCUGAGAGCACAUAAAUGCUUUCGGAGGAUGAUGACUCGAGUGAGUGAUUAUUGGAAUUGGAUUAGACUCAAUUACUCAUCAUAUCCGUCCAAUCUAAAACUGAUGGCUGGGAUUAUUUAUAGUUGUUUUCGUUAAUAUGUAAUAUGAACCGUUCCAUUUAAGAUCAAUGGCUGUGAUAAAAAAUUGUGUGAAGCUGUGUGUUGUUUAUACAGAGUGAAUCUUGAUCCAUGAUUAUUAUAUUAAAGGAAUAAUCAAAUAGGUAAAGGAAUAGUCCAAAUGUCUAAUAGUAGGAGGGAUUUUCUGUGGU
Trifolium pratense (red clover) is the source of this 1523-nucleotide messenger RNA. Its product is annotated as exonuclease V, chloroplastic-like. Gene Ontology annotation, molecular function: single-stranded DNA 5'-3' DNA exonuclease activity. The transcript has a single exon. The record is from RefSeq and is a predicted model, not a curated record. Gene Ontology annotation, biological process: interstrand cross-link repair. Lineage: Eukaryota; Viridiplantae; Streptophyta; Magnoliopsida; Fabales; Fabaceae. Gene Ontology annotation, cellular component: nucleus. Bases 1 to 1230 code for a protein of 409 amino acids.